This is a messenger RNA of Coniophora puteana RWD-64-598 SS2, 1188 nucleotides long. Its product is annotated as TauD-domain-containing protein. Gene Ontology annotation, cellular component: cytoplasm. The coding region runs from base 1 to 1104 and encodes 367 amino acids. NCBI's taxonomy places the organism in Eukaryota, Fungi, Basidiomycota, Agaricomycetes, Boletales, Coniophoraceae. The transcript has 6 exons. The record is from RefSeq and is a predicted model, not a curated record. Gene Ontology annotation, molecular function: 2-oxoglutarate-dependent dioxygenase activity.
AUGUCCACCACCGAGACCAUCAACCAGGCCAGCGAAGCCGUCUCGAGCCUCACGCUCAAGACGGGCGAACAAAAGGACCAAGAAGAAUACCGUUACGCCCACCUGCUGCCGCACUUCGACCCGUCGGAGAAGUUCCCCGCGCUCACCCCGUUCGAGCACGUCGAUCCGGGCUCGCGCGCGCUCAAGCACGCCGAUCCGCUCGCGUUCUUGAAGAAUGCGGCCCGGGUGGUCCAGCUCACGCCCAGACUCGGCACGGAGGUGCGCGGUGUGAGCUUGCUCUCGCUCGAUGGCGACGGCCGUGACCAGUUGGCGCUCGAGGUUGCGAGGCGAGGGUUGAUGGUGUUCAGGGACCAGCACGAAUUUAUAGACGCGGGCCCUGAGUCAUACCUUGAGUGGGGACGUCACUUUGGAAGGCUUCAUGUCCACCCCACGUCCGGCCACCCCAAGAAUCAUCCCGAGUUCCAUCUGGUGUACAAAGACGCGAACUCGACCUUCAACUUCGAAGUCGACGAGAGCAUAACCACGACCGUCUGGCACUCGGACGUGUCCUACGAGCUGCAGCCGCCCGGGCUCACCACGUUCUUCCUGCUCUCCGUGCCGAGCACGGGCGGCGACACACUCUUCACGUCGCAGGCGUCGACGCUCCGCCGGCUCUCGGCGCCGUUCGUCGCGUUCCUGCGCACGCUCAGCGCGGUGCACUCGGGCGUUGAGCAGGCCGCCUUCUCGCGCUCGGGCAGGCGCGGCGGCGUCGUGCGCCGCGAGCCCGUCGAGCAUGUCCACCCGCUCGUGAGGCGGCACCCUGUCACUGGGGAGGAGGCGCUGUAUGUGAAUCGGCAGUUCACGAGGCGGAUCGUGGGUUUGAAGAAGGAGGAGUCGGAAACACUGCUCAACUUUUUGUAUGACCACGUCAGCAAGGCUGGGGACCUCCAGGCGCGCGUGAAGUGGGAGCCUGGCACCGUCGUCCUGUGGGACAACCGUGUCACCGCUCAUUCCGCCAUUGUAGACUACGGCGAGCUCAAGGAGCGCCGUCACGGUCUUCGCAUCACGCCCCAGGCUGAGCGGCCGAUCCCCGCGCUCGAGGGCUUGGAACUCCCUACCCUGUAACUGUAAAGGGUCGAAUAUGUAUUAUAGAAGUCCUGUUACUUGUAAAUGUGUGUCAAAGAUGCUUGACGUCGCAUUUGAGCUGAG